Messenger RNA from Hippocampus zosterae (dwarf seahorse), 975 nucleotides. RefSeq names its product N6-adenosine-methyltransferase non-catalytic subunit-like. Gene Ontology annotation, cellular component: nucleus; RNA N6-methyladenosine methyltransferase complex. The transcript has a single exon. The record is from RefSeq and is a predicted model, not a curated record. The annotation marks the transcript as partial. Lineage: Eukaryota; Metazoa; Chordata; Actinopteri; Syngnathiformes; Syngnathidae. Gene Ontology annotation, molecular function: methyltransferase activity; mRNA binding.
GCCAAGCCCCCCAAGGAGGAGGACGAGGACCUGGGCACCCGCUACGUGCGCACCGGUGAGCGGCCGACCAACUUCAUAAAGAACAACGAGCCCCACCUGCGCUACGUGGACCAGCCCAAGGCCAAGGACCUCAUCAACCUCAAGACCGAAAUCAUCGCCCGGCGCAACCACCCGCCCGUCUACCUCAAGGAGGACCUCAAGAAGUUCAAUCUGAGGGGACUUGGCAAAUUCGACGUCAUCCUGGUCGACCCUCCUUGGGAGGAAUACGAGCGCAGUGUCCGGGGCACGGCCAUGCACCGCCUCCGUCCUGAGAAGUACCGUUCCUGGUCCAUGGCGGAGAUCGCCAAGCUCGAGAUCGAGCAGCUGGCCGAUGUGCCUUCCUUCAUCUUCCUGUGGGUGGGCAGCGAACACCUCGACGACGGCCGCGAGCUGUUCGAAAAGUGGGGCUUCAAACGCUGUGAGGACAUCUGCUGGGUGAAGACCAACCUCAAGCGGCAGAUCGACGAGUCCCUGCUCGAGCGCGAGGACAGCUGGUUCCGAAGAGUCAAGGAGCACUGCCUUGUCGGGCUGAAGGACGAUAACAAGAAAGGCUCGGACAACAACUUCAUCCACCCCAACAUCGACACCGACGUGGUCAUCCACGAGGAGUUCGAGUUCGGCAGCCUCCAGAAGCCUGAGGAGGUCUACGAGAUCAUCGAGCGGUUCUGUCUCGGGAGGAAGCGCAUUGAACUGUUCGGAGAGGUCCAUAAUAUCCGCAAGGGCUGGUUAACCGUCGGCCUCGGGCUGCCCGAAAGCAAUUUCAGCGAAGAGUAUCACAGCUGGUUUGAGGGCGACUAGCAGUACCCCGCCAUCAAGGACUACCGAGGCGGACGGAGGAUCGGCUCCACCCCUGAAGUCGAAAACCUACGGCCGAAGAGUCCGCCCAAGCAGCUGGCCAGCACCCAGCCCUCGCAGUCGACCAUCACCCGCCUCUGA